AGUACAUUUUAUCGGCGUGCAACGUGCUGUUGUCCACUCUUAGUAGGUUUCCCCUCUUCACGAAUUAUGGUUGCCACCGGCGCACAGGUCAAGAACCGGGAUCAGGACCAGGACCGGGAUGAGAUUCAGGAACUCGAUGUUCUGAGCCCCACGUCGGCGGUGACGGGACUGCCACAGAAACGCUACUACCGCCAGCGGGCGCACUCGAACCCUAUUGCGGACCACAGUUUUGACUAUCCAGCCCACCCGGAGGACUUUGACUGGCGCACGCUGUAUCCGAGCAUCCAGCCGGGCCAGCAGGUGAGUUUCGCGGACAUCGGUUGCGGUUACGGCGGCUUCCUGAUCACCCUGGGCGAGAUGUUUCCCGAAAAGCUGUCCAUCGGCAUGGAGAUCCGCGUCAAGGUGUCCGACUACGUGGUGGAUAGAAUCGCGGCGCUGCGGCAUAAGAACGCGUCCACAGGCGCCUACCGGAACGUGGCCUGCCUGCGCACCAAUGCAAUGAAGUAUCUGCCCAACUAUUUCGCCAAAGGUCAGCUCGAGAAGAUGUUCUUCCUCUAUCCUGACCCGCACUUCAAGCGGGCCAAGCACAAGUGGCGCAUCAUCAACCAGGCCCUGCUGUCCGAGUACGCCUACGUCCUACAGAAGGGGGGUCUGGUGUAUACCAUGACGGACGUAGAAGACCUGCACCAGUGGAUCGUGGCGCACAUGGAGGAGCAUCCGCUGUACGAGCGUCUGACCGAGGAGGAGGCGCAAUCCGACCCCAUCACCCCGAAGCUGUACCAGAGCAGCGAGGAGGGCGCCAAAGUGGUGCGCAACAAGGGCGAUCACUUCCUGGCCAUUUUCCGACGCCUUUAGGGCCACGUAUAUUCUCCAUAUGUGUAAACAUAAUUUAACGUUACCGUAGAGUAAAGAUCGAGUGUUAGAGCA
Molecule: messenger RNA, 927 nt
Organism: Drosophila ficusphila
Lineage: Eukaryota; Metazoa; Arthropoda; Insecta; Diptera; Drosophilidae
Product: tRNA (guanine-N(7)-)-methyltransferase
Exons: 4
Coding region: 67-855 (262 amino acids)
Biological process (GO): RNA (guanine-N7)-methylation; tRNA methylation
Cellular component (GO): tRNA methyltransferase complex
Molecular function (GO): tRNA (guanine(46)-N7)-methyltransferase activity
Source: RefSeq, a predicted model, not a curated record